Dendronephthya gigantea is the source of this 978-nucleotide messenger RNA. RefSeq names its product autophagy-related protein 101-like. Lineage: Eukaryota; Metazoa; Cnidaria; Anthozoa; Malacalcyonacea; Nephtheidae. The record is from RefSeq and is a predicted model, not a curated record. Gene Ontology annotation, biological process: autophagy; autophagosome assembly. Bases 1 to 657 code for a protein of 218 amino acids. Gene Ontology annotation, cellular component: phagophore assembly site. The transcript has a single exon.
AUGAACGCAAAGUCGUACACAUUACAAAUUUCUGUCGAAGAAAAGCAAAUAGACGAUGUCCUUCUGAGCUUAUUGCACACCAUUUUGUUCCACCGAACGACGGGGAAGUUCAGCUACCAAAAGGAAGGCUCGUAUACGAUAGGAACGCUCGGAUUUAUCGACACGGAUUGCUCAACUUUUGAUUUGACUUACGUACGAUGCAAUUCCAAAACCUUGGACCAAAACCUAAAGCGACAAAUCUCUCAGUUUAGGGAGGCUUUGAGAGGCAAUCCCGCCGCCAAAUGUGGCACGGUAAUACUAGAGUUUUACCAAAAAAAGAAGGGCCGUUGGCCGUUUGGUAUUGAACUUAUUUCAUGGGAAAUUUGGAACAUAACUUUGGCUAUCAAUCGUGCUAAAGGCGAGUUGGAAAGACAACGAUUUCGAGAAAAAGUCGCUGAAAACGUGAGCGAAAGGAUCAUGGAGAUUGCCCAAGCAAUAAACAGACCGGAUUACGUACCAAAGAUGCCAAAUCAAUCCGAACUUGCCAACGUUUUUGACACAAGUUAUACAAACAUUCAGCCAUAUUUAUUUAAAAUUCACUGUCAGAUGUCAAACGAGGUUACGACGUCCGUUGGAAGCACAAUGAGAAAACUCAUACGAGACACAUUUUCUUAUUAGAUUUUGGGCAGUGUGUCUUGUAAAAUGAUGUUAAAGUAUUUGAUAUCAAUAGCACCUAGAGUGCUUAUGAAGUGAAAAUUUACCUUUAAAAUUUAAAAAUUUUAUUUUUUUGUUGGAAAAAACUUUUGAGAUGAUUACGAACUGAUUAUGUGAUUUCCAAAAAUUCCACAUGCGAAAAUGUCAGCCCCAAAGUAAACCUAUAAUUCAACCUAUUUUAUGCAAAUGAAUUCUACUUCAACUGCCAAAUUUUCUUGGCCUUCAGUACAAAACUAUUGUACACAAAUCUGAGAAACAUGUACAUAAUAAAGUCGUGUAAAUAAU